Messenger RNA from Ciona intestinalis (vase tunicate), 2676 nucleotides. RefSeq names its product ADP-ribosylation factor-like protein 15. The record is from RefSeq and is a predicted model, not a curated record. NCBI's taxonomy places the organism in Eukaryota, Metazoa, Chordata, Ascidiacea, Phlebobranchia, Cionidae. Gene Ontology annotation, molecular function: GTPase activity; GTP binding.
AAAGAACAAAGCUUUUCAGAUAAUAUUACACUUAUAAUAUAAACUGUUAAUAUAUUUGUGACUUUGUACUUCCCACUGAGUGCAUUUAUCAUGGCAGAACAUGGUUCAGUAUGUUGUGGUGCUUGCCGUUUCUUAUGUUGUUCUAUGUUCCACUGCAUCUGCUGUAAAGAUAGCCCACCAGAAUUACCAGUUUAUAAUGUAAUCUGCAUUGGCAUUACAAACUCUGGAAAAUCUACAUUACUUAAAGUGCUAACACACGAAAAUUCAGACACUGUUGUGCCCACUGUUGGCUUUAAUGUCAAAGACAUUCGAUUGCCUAAUGCUGUUUUAAAAGUCAAAGAAUUAGGUGGAGGGGACAACAUAAGACCCUAUUGGGGCCGAUAUUACACUGGUGUACAAGGCGUAGUGUUCGUAAUAGAUGGUAUGUCCACACACGACAAACUAGAAGAGCUACGUCCAGAGCUAAUGAAAGCUUUAAACAGCCCAGAAUUAAGGUCCAAACCCUGGCUUAUACUGUGCAACAAGCAAGACCUAGAAGGUGCUUCAACGGAUGAAUCUGUUAUUGAAGAACUGCAAUUACGAAGCCGGAUGAAAGAGAAUGAAAGCAUUCUUGUAAAAUCAUGCUCCAAAACUAACGUAGAAGGACUGAGACUUAAUUUUGAGUCAUUCGGAAAUGAACUUCAGCGCUUUUAUGAAAAUGAAGUCGGACCUAUGAGAGUAUAACGUAACAAAAAGAUAUCGAAUUUUGUCAUUGCCCGCUUUCUAUAUUUCUCCUAAAAACUACUGUCUCGCCAGUGAGUGUUUAUUAUUGUGCAUUUCCAGCUGUUUUAGAAUAUCAUAACAAAGUUGUGUUCUGCUGACAGCAAAUACUUAACUGUGAGAAUGUUAUAUAAGUUCUUUAUUAAAGUUGCAGUUUAAAAUGAAGUGUAUACAAUUUAGCUUGUUUAAUUCCAAACUAGCUUUACUAUGUUACCUAUACUUAUAUAUAUAUACGACAUACAAUACAAAUGAUAAAACUAUGUGCAAUAGUUUUUCUAUGUAUAUUAUAUCUUAUCACGCUAUACUCCAACAGUGCUGUAAAGGUGGCUGUACACAGUAUCCGUCAUGCGAAUUCGCUUGCAAAGUUGUAUGCGAACCCAUUACCGAGUUCCGCAUGCGGCAGCAAAAUCCAGACAAAACAGACAAAACGUACGAAUUCCGGAUACUGUGUACAGCCACCUUAAGCCUGCAAAGUGCUUCCAAAUCCUAAAUUGAAAAACGCUCUAACCAAAUUUCACUAUUUUUUAAAAAUAUCUUUCAAAAGAAUUUGUUAACCACUGUAAUAAGCAACCCAACAAAAUUAAAUGUCAAGUCACUAUUGGUUCAUUACACAAUGGUAAAAAGCUUUAUAUAAUAACAGCUUAAUAAUCUAUUUCUGACCAAGAUUUUUCCAAUUUAGGAAAAUAUCUAAAUUCCUAGUUGGUAUAGCUUUAGAAAUAUGAUGAAAACUGAAAAAAAUACUUGUAUAAAGCAUUUAAAAUAAGUCUGUCUUAAAUUUUAUUUUUUUAAUUUUUAAUCCCAGAGUCAACAGAUUAUUAAAAUUAUAGUACGUUUUAUAAAAGUAAAAUUCAUUUUUUAAUUUUUACGCAUAUCUAUAUAUACUAAAGAAAGAUGACUAUAUAAUGCUUCUAUAGAAAAUGUUCAAAAUAUUGUGCCAUUUUUGUAUAAAAAACGUUUAUUUAUUUUAGUAAUGUUUAAAACAGUGCAUUCUUUAUAAUAAUGUUUCACAAAAUAGGUGCGGAAUUACUUUCAGCCUAUUGAUUUUUGUUUCAAAUACUGUUAUACCAAAGCUAGUUUACCAAAGUUAGUUUAUCUCUUUGAAUAUCAUACUGUAUAAAAUACAUUUAAGGUCUUAUAUUGUGUUUGGUCUAGUCUGUAAAAUUACUUUUUUUUGUAAUAUUUUGUUAAUUUUAUUUUAAAUGUUCAUUUUUUCUGUAUUGCGCUAUCAUGGCUGUCAUCUUACAUUAAAGCAGUAGGCUAUUUAGGUUAUUUUUUUCAUUCAAGUGUUUGAUUUUAACUUGUUACCAAAAUUAAUUUAAUAGGGCUAUACAACUUUGAAGGUACAAUCCCAUAGCCCUAAACUUGGCACUUGGCAGAGUGGGCAGAAAAAACUUUAAAUAUCUGCACUGCAUUAAUCAGUAGACUAGACAGUAGACAUUAUAGUCAAAAAGACGAAUUUAAGUUUUUAUAUGAUUAUUUGUUAAACUAUCACUGCCCCCUUCUGCAAAAGUAACCCCCAUGUUAACCAAUUUUAGCCAUAAAUAUUAACAUAGGAAAAAUAAUAGUUUUGUAAUUGUAAAUUAUCGGAUGUUGUUUUUUAUGUGGCAUAUUUAUAAGCUAGUUGCAAACUCUAACCUGCCUAAAACUGCUUGCUUUUCUAGGGGUGCAAAAAAAUCUAGUCUGUGUUCAUAAAGUUGUGCCCACUGUUUUAGAAUGUAAAGAUAUAAUAUACGUUUUUAUUUAAGUAAUUUCACUUUAUAUUUCAGUGCGUCUUUCUAACACAUGACACAGUUUGUUAUAACACUGGUUUGCACAUAAUGAAUGUAGAAUGUUGUUUAAUGUAUUUAUAUGAAGUAUGUAACAAUUGUGUAUGUAUUUGUGCCAUAAUAACAACUGUUUUAUUUUUGUUUAAAAUCA